Letharia columbiana is the source of this 1053-nucleotide messenger RNA. RefSeq lists its product as uncharacterized. The record is from RefSeq and is a predicted model, not a curated record. Lineage: Eukaryota; Fungi; Ascomycota; Lecanoromycetes; Lecanorales; Parmeliaceae. The coding region runs from base 1 to 1053 and encodes 350 amino acids. The transcript has a single exon.
AUGAUGGUGAUUAGGCGACAAGAUCCAAAAAUUGUACAGAUAGACAAGUCUUGCGGCUUCGCGGCGUCGACCAGGCGCAAAGUCAAUUUGAUCGACAAUCCUGGAGCGAUCGAGCCAUCAAAUUCCAACAAACGCAGCGCAACCCUUCUCGAAGUGGAGGAUGAAGAGGUAGAUAAGGGGGGUUUGUUGGACGGGUUUGAGCGAAUGGAGACCCCAGAACAUCCUCGGCUUCUUCCAGAUAGCGAAGAAUCGACCCAACAGACUCAAAUCCUGGACGACGAUGCCACAGGUAUCUACGGCAGUACAGCUUCACGGAAGCCAAUCCUCCCGCAACUGCGAGUUUCGUCAGCUUGCGAACCUGCCUUGAUUGCUUCGACUAGGAUAACAAAGGUCUCGAAGCGAGCUUUCGCAUCCCAUUUGUUCCGCAGAGGAGAGCCAUCCUCAGGCACCGAAGCUUUAGGCUUUUUCCAAACUCCUCGUCCGCGCGACCUCACACUGCCUGUAACUUCCACGCCAGAAACACUAAAUCCAUCUAAUGAAGAUAUCUUAAUGUUCUCCGAUGGUUCUGUUGCUGGCGAGGAGCAGCGCAGAGAAAAGACAACUACCACUCCUCUGGGCACAUCAGAGGAAGAGGAAGAGUCGACUGCUAAAAAAGCCCGCGGUGUUGAAGACGUCAAGACAGAGCCUUUGACUGACGACAUGAAGAAGAAGACGAUGUUCCUUGUUACAGUCCACGACUCGCCAAUAGGUCCUGUCCCCAUUCCAUUCACAGAGUGUGGCAACUUCCAUGUUCUCUUUCCUACGUUGAUCGAGGAGCGAGGUGUUCCGGAUGAGAUUGCAAGAAACGUCAAUGAUAUCACAACAAUUUUUACUUGGACUGGCGGAGAACUCGGAGGGAGGAUAGGCGGUAUUCGGAGGAACAAGCCAGGCGAUUGGGAUUAUUUUUGCAACAGUCUACGCGAAGCUCAUGAGAGGGAUACCGACCAUUUUAAAGGCAUUUGCGAGGUCGCUAUCAAACUGCAUAUCAAUGAUAGACAUAAAGAGCAUUGUUGA